AUGUAUUUUACUUAGUCGAGAAUUCGAACCCUAGAUCAAACAAUACACAAGAUUGCAAUUAUAGCCGGUUUAGCAGUUUACACGCGGUAUAAGAAAGCAGCACCGUGAAAUCAAAUCGGAUAAACCAAACCCCCACCCUAAUCUCCGUCACCGCCACAAACUCUGUCUUCUCAAUUCAUCUCCUUCAAAAUCUUCACUUUUCUGCGCAUAUUUCAAAUUUCCAUCGCUCUUUUCACAAAUUUAAUUUACAAUGGCGACUGCAUCAGUUGCGUUUAAGUCAAGGGAAGAUCAUAGGAAGCAGCUGGAAUUAGAGGAAGCGCGAAAAGCGGGGCUUGCACCAGCGGAAGUUGACGAAGAUGGAAACGAAAUUAAUCCACAUAUACCACAGUAUAUGUCUUCUGCUCCUUGGUAUCUUAAUUCAGAUAAACCUAGUUUGAAACAUCAAAGGAAGUGGAAAUCGGAUCCUAAUUACACCAAGUCGUGGUAUAAUCGAGGUGAAAAGGGUUUUCAGGCUGAUAAGUAUCGUAAAGGUUCUUGCGCAAAUUGUGGAGCCAUAACACAUGAUGCAAAGUCAUGCAUGGAAAGACCUCGAAAAGUUGGAGCUAAAUGGACAGGGAAACACAUUGCACCAGAUGAAAUAAUUGAGGAAUUUGAGCUAGAUUUUGAUGGGAAACGUGACAGGUGGAAUGGUUUUGAUCCUGCAAGUUAUGCAUAUGUUGUUCACAGAUAUGAGGCAAAAGAGGAAGCACGAAGAAAAUAUCUGAAGGAACAACAGUUGAAAAAGCUUGAGGAGAAGAAUAAAACUGGUGAGGAGGGCGGGGCUAGUGAUGAAGAAGAAGAUGAUGAUGAGGAUGCUUUAAAAGUUGAUGAGGCCAAGGUUGAUGAAAGUAAGCAAAUGGAUUUUGCGAAGGUUGAAAAACGUGUUCGUACAACUGGUGGAGGAAGUACUGGAACUGUAAGAAACUUGCGUAUACGAGAGGAUACAGCCAAGUAUCUUUUGAACCUUGAUGUUGAUUCGGCCUACUAUGAUCCCAAAACGCGGUCCAUGCGUGAAGAUCCUCUCCCAGAUGCUGAUCCAAACGAGAAGUUUUAUGCUGGUGAUAAUCAAAACAGGCUUAGUGGUCAAGCUUUAGAGUUUAAACAGCUGCAUUUGCAUGCUUGGGAGGCAUUUGACAAGGGACAAGAUGUGCACAUGCAAGCAGCUCCAUCCCAAGCUGAGUUGUUAUACAAGAACUUUAAGAUCAAUAAAGAGAAGUUGAAGUCCCACGUGAAGGACACCAUCAUGGAGAAGUAUGGCAAUGCUGCAUCAGAAGGGGAAAUUCCACGUGAACUUCUUCUAGGUCAAACUGAAGGACAAGUUGAAUAUGACCGUGCUGGUCGAAUAAUCAAAGGACAGGAGACUGCACUUCCCAAGAGUAAAUACGAAGAAGAUUUGUACACCAAUAAUCACACAAGUGUCUGGGGGUCUUGGUGGAAUGAUUUCCAAUGGGGCUACAUUUGCUGCAAGCAGACUAUUCGAAACAGCUACUGUACAGGUGCUGCUGGAAUUGAGGCUGCAGAAGCAUCAGGGGAACUGAUGAAAGCGAACAUUGCUCGCAAAGAAGCCAUGGAAGAAAAACCAGCUCCUACUGAGGAGAAACGGCUCGCAUCUUGGGGUACAGAGGUACCAGAGGACUUGGUGCUGGAUGAGAAGAAACUCGCUGAAGCUCUUAAGAAGGAGACGGCAAAGAGAAAAGAAGAGAAGGAUGAAAGGAAACGAAAAUACAAUGUAAAGUAUGAUAACGAUGUGACGCAAGAAGAGAUGGAAGCAUAUAGAAUGAAAAAAAUUCACCAUGAUGAUCCAAUGAAGGAUUUCUUGUAGGGAGAAGUUACCAAUACAAGCAUCAGUGCUUGCUUAGAAGUAUGCAAACCGAGAGAAGUUGCCAAACAAGGGACUUCGCUUUAAACUUCACUUUGUUCUGCUCUUUUCUAUGUUGCAUUAGAACAUGUAUUGUAAUGCUUGAGCACGCUUUCCCUACGACAUUAUCAUGACAGUAUCAUUGAUAGCUCGUCUUUGAAAGCAGUUUGUUCUGAGUCAUAAUGUCCUUUUUGUUUUUUGUACUAUCAUUGUAUAUAAUACUUACGAGAGCGAUACUCUUGAGUUGCUCAGUUCAUUGUAUUGGAAGGUGACUUCUGCAAAUUAUGUUGAACAUUGUUCUCUUGCAUUUGUGACGAUAUCCCAUGAGACCAUGAUAUUAAAGUGAAUAUUUUUACCUGAA
This is a messenger RNA of Amaranthus tricolor (Joseph's coat), 2258 nucleotides long. RefSeq names its product pre-mRNA-splicing factor SLU7-like. Gene Ontology annotation, cellular component: spliceosomal complex. The coding region runs from base 251 to 1861 and encodes 536 amino acids. Gene Ontology annotation, biological process: mRNA splicing, via spliceosome. Gene Ontology annotation, molecular function: pre-mRNA 3'-splice site binding. Lineage: Eukaryota; Viridiplantae; Streptophyta; Magnoliopsida; Caryophyllales; Amaranthaceae. The record is from RefSeq and is a predicted model, not a curated record. The transcript is spliced from 8 exons.